GGCAGGGUCCAGGCGACCUUUAGCGGGUGGCAGGGCAGUGCGCCUCUUCUCCACAAGUGUGCACGCCCCACACCCAGCAGCAGGUUCCUGGGCAGCAGGCCCUGGCCCUGUGCCUAGAGCACGCACAAAUACCCCUAGCGAUGGCAGGAUCGCAGCUGGACGUCACAGACGCAGCAACCUCACAAACACCAGGGCCUCCAGCUUCACCAGCACCCCUCUCCGCAAGCCAAAGAGCACACUGGAGGCUAAGGGGCAGCAGCCACCAACCCGUGCCCUGACGACGCAGCUCGGCCCUCAUGGGGCGCACAGGUGGAGGUGGCGGCGUGUUCCCCUGCUGUGGCAAGGAAGCAGUGGAGAUCCUGGAGCCCCACCCUGCAUGGGACCCCCUGCUCUGAAGCUACUGCCCCAUGGAGCCCCACAUCCACCCUGAAUCUUCUGCCUCAUGAUCGACUUUGCCCACAGUGACUUCCACCCCCAGGGGGCACAAGAGGAAAGCAAGACGAAGCAGGAGACAGAAUUGCUAGCUGAGGAACCAGAUCUAGACUCAGUGCCUGAGCUGGAGAGCCUGGAGAGGGAGCCAUCGCCACAUUCAGGUCCCGUCCCAGCACCUGAGUCUGAGCUGGAGAGCCUGGAGAGGCAGUCAUUGCCACAUCCAGCUCCUAUCCCAGCACCUGAGCCCAAGCUCAUCGAGGAUCAAGGCUGGAAGGUGACCACCGUGGUGCUGUGCCAUGAAAGUUCCAGACAGCCGGUGGCCCCCAGGCACCAGCAUGUCAGGGAGGAGGCCCCAGUGACCCCCAGGAGCUGUUACACCCAGACCCCCAAGCACCUAUUCUGGGCUGACAAGCUUGUCCAGACGUCAGAGCACAGUCUGCCGACAGCAGCAAACAAGCAGAACAACCAAGACAGCACCAAGAGCACCAGACACCUCAGGCCGGUGUCAGAGAAGCAGCCCAAGGCCCCCAGCACCUGCCCAACCCUCACAGCCACAAACCCCUCGACACCGCCUGGCCCCCCACCGCCACCAGGUCCCCCCACACUGCCAGGACCCUUGCUGCAAGCCAUUGAGCUCAUAGAAGUGGUUCACUUUGGGACGGCCCUGGCCGUGGCCUCCUCCAGUACCAUGGACCUUCCCAGCCUGGGACACAAGAUCAGUGCUGCAUCCCAGGAGGCUGUGGAACCUUCACCCAUGCCCGUCCAGCCUACCUUUGACAAGGAAGAGCUGCUGGAGAAGCUGCCAAAAGCAAGGGGUCAGGAAGACAAGAAUCAGCCCUGCUCUUACCAGGACUUCAGCAACCAAGAGCUCAGUUGUGCCACCAUCAAAGGAGAAGUGACAUUGCUCCAGACAGGGGCCAUGUCACCCCAGCUGCAGAGAGCCAACCAAGACUCGGUGCCAGGAACCAAGAAAGAGAAUCCACUAUUGCUGAAAAUCCAUUUUAAGAUGUCAUCCUCCCCCACCCCAGGGAAAUGACUACAGGAAACAGUAAAGCCUCAAGUGCUGGCCCGGCUCUGGCCCUCUGUGCAGAUGCUCCUGGGCGGUGAGCUAGGCUGGCUGCCAUGACAGCCUGUUCCUAGGACAACGCCCCGUUCUCAGCUGCCCAGCCCACCCUUUCCUGGCCAUGUGUCUCACCCUGUUCAUUUCCCUGUGCAGUCACUUCACUGCCAUCUAGCCAGAUCUCUGGACACCUGCAGAGACACAGGGCGCACCUGGGGAGGCCACAGAGCCUCUCUGAGCCUUUGUUUCUUAGGCCCAAAGCCAGGGACACACUAGGAUCACAUGCAUCUGAAGGGAGUCCUUCCUGUUCCUCUGUGGAAAAGACCCAACCGGGGAGGGCGUGAAGGAGGGAAAGCAGAGGUCUAGUGACAGGUCUUCUAAGGGGGCACAGCCUUGAACAGAGAGAUACCCAAAAUGCAGGGGAAAAGCCCAGGUGUGGUGGCUCACACCUGUCAUUCCAGCUAUCUGGGAGGCUGAGGCAGAAAGACUGCACGUUCAAAGUCAGCCUGGGCAACUUAGUGAGACCUUGUCUCAAAAUGAAUAAAAAGGGCUGGGGCUCUCACUCAGUGCAAGGUCCUGGGUUCAGUCUCUGCAACCAGAAAGAGCCCGUGUAUAACGGUGCAUGCCCUCCUGGAACCACACACAUGCACACCAUCAGCCUUUGUACAGACGGUCUAUACACACACACAGGAAGCACACUACUCAUACACCAGGGCACUUGCAUGCCCACCAGAGUCUCACACACAAACACACAAAUGCACAGGUCACCCAUAGCACCCAGAGGAAAGGCCACGUGAGGUAUCCAGCUCCAGAGGGCCUGGGGUGUAGAGGGUGCAGAGCAACAGGGAGAAGAGUGGGCCGCAAGGCCCUGGUGGGCUUUUGACCGACACCCAGCUUCAUGCAUUUCAGGAGCCUGGGAAGGGCACAAGCGGUGCCAGGGCCAGGAAGUGGGGCUUAGAAGAAGCUUCAGGUAGAGGGCAGAGAGCAGGAGGCUGGAGGGGCACCAGAAGGAGAGACAUAGUGUCCUGGGACGGCUGGCCCAAGAGGUAGUGAGCCCUCUGGACUGUCUGGAUUCAAUGAUGUUGUUUUAAUAAAUUUUAUGUUUUAGGGCAGUGUUAGGUACGAAGCAAAACAGAACUGAAAGUGUGGAGUUCCCCAAAACUCCCAGUCCUGCCUAUACGCCAUCCUGCUCGGCUCCUGCCCUAGAGGCACAGUGUCCACGGGCUCUGAAAAGUGAUACUGGGACAGGGAUCUGUCACUACAGUGUCACACAGGAUGCCUCUGCCACCCUAGCAAUCCUGCCUUCCCCCAACCCCUCUGCGCUGGUUUUGCCUUUUCCAGUUGGCUUCUUUCACUUAAGAGCGUUCAGUUUAGUUUCCCGGCCCUGUCUUGUUGGGGCAGCUCAUUGCUUCUCAGCCACUACCCCAGAUGUACCAUGGUUCAUUUAUCUGGUCACCUACUAAAGUUAUCCAAUGUUUGGGCCUCUUACAGUUGAUACAUUGCAUCAAUCUGAGAAGUGUAGAAGUUUAAGCCACUCAGCAGAGAGGCAGGGCCCUUACUUUGUAAACAUUCUCAUUCUGUGCAAGAGGGAGUGAGAUGGUGUGAGUGCUACGCUUGCUCUGGGCCAAUAGCCUGCUUACAAUAUAAGGAAGGAAAAGAGGCUUGUUCUACCUGCCCCCGCCCUUUUGCUCUUGUUUUUGCUGACUUCUGCACCUUGAAGGGUUGCCCUUGUGCCACACCACCCUGCCUUAGAACCAGCUGAUUACAGGACUGAAACCUCCACGAACUGUGAGAUAAAUAAAUCUUUUCUUCCUUAA
Molecule: messenger RNA, 3309 nt
Organism: Cavia porcellus (domestic guinea pig)
Lineage: Eukaryota; Metazoa; Chordata; Mammalia; Rodentia; Caviidae
Gene: Spata32
Product: spermatogenesis associated 32
Exons: 5
Coding region: 443-1468 (341 amino acids)
Biological process (GO): spermatogenesis
Cellular component (GO): perinuclear region of cytoplasm
Molecular function (GO): actin binding
Source: RefSeq, a predicted model, not a curated record